AUGCCGCCCCGUAAGCCAGCAUGGUUAUCCGAAGAGGACUUACUCAAGGAACAGGCUGAGUUUAUGAACGGGGACAGGCCUGCAGCUACUGUGGUGCGGGUGGGAGGCGAAAAGAAGGGAAAGUCUGAUGUCGUUGGUACGUCAACAGAAGAAAGGACUGCCGUAUCGGAGGCUCACAAGGCAGAGCAGGAAGCUGAGUUGUCGUCAGUGGAUGUGCCCUUAAACCGGGUUAUGAAUGACAGAGUCGUCGAACGGCAACCUGACUUGACUGUACCGGUGGCACCACCUCGGGCCGACCUGGCCAGUAGUAGUAGAGGUUUCCCUAAGCCCAAGCUGAGAGCAUGGCGGUCGAAGAAGUUGGCUGACUCGAGGGUCCCCUUGGCACAGAGGAAGCCCACAGUAGCAGCGACGGGGGAGGAUGUGAAUGAGAGGACUGUGUUGGGCAUGACCAAGGAGGAACGGGAGGAAACGAUGGCUGAGGUGAGUUAA
Perkinsus marinus ATCC 50983 is the source of this 489-nucleotide messenger RNA. RefSeq lists its product as hypothetical. Lineage: Eukaryota; Perkinsozoa; Perkinsida; Perkinsidae. The transcript is spliced from 3 exons. The record is from RefSeq and is a predicted model, not a curated record. Bases 1 to 489 code for a protein of 162 amino acids.